This is a messenger RNA of Saccostrea cuccullata (small rock oyster), 519 nucleotides long. RefSeq lists its product as uncharacterized. The record is from RefSeq and is a predicted model, not a curated record. The annotation marks the transcript as partial. NCBI's taxonomy places the organism in Eukaryota, Metazoa, Mollusca, Bivalvia, Ostreida, Ostreidae. The transcript is spliced from 2 exons.
GAUUUUUUCCUCAACAAUCAGAAGUGGAGGCCCCGAUAAUGCAUGUAUGAGAUAAGUGAGUAGAAAAACACACAUGGAACGACUCCAUGUUUUGACUGCCUAGAAGUAUUGAAGCCUCAUACAAUCUCACAUUGAUCCGCAUUUACCUGAACAGAUUUCCGUUAGUGAGGCAUAGCUUCUUCCUCUUUGGUUGACAUGGCGGACAAGAAGAAAGACAAGAAAGAAAAGUCACCGGAAGACGACUAUGAUUUCUUCGCCCCGCACCCUCAUCCAACCAAAGUACGAGUCAAACAAUCGUGUUUCGACUAUGUACCGGACGCAUAUGAAGGGAAGUCCAUAGCUUUUAAUGAAAGCCCCAAACGGACUCCGAAAAAGGUUGUUGAAGAGCCAAAAGAGGAAACUCCAAAAACGGAGGAAACUCCCGCGGAAUCACCAGACAAAACACCGGUGCAGGAAACAGUGGAUGCUCCCAUGAAAAUGGACGUUUUGGCAGCCGACCCAUGGAAUACUAAAGACUCG